Haliotis rubra (blacklip abalone) is the source of this 1050-nucleotide messenger RNA. RefSeq names its product roundabout homolog 3-like. The coding region runs from base 1 to 1050 and encodes 349 amino acids. The record is from RefSeq and is a predicted model, not a curated record. Lineage: Eukaryota; Metazoa; Mollusca; Gastropoda; Lepetellida; Haliotidae. The transcript has 8 exons.
AUGGAUGAUAGUGGCAACCUCAAACCUCCUGCAUCAAGGGAGAUGGUAUGUUACAACUGCCAGGGUGUGGCAGACCCGGCUGACUGCUACCAAGCCGCUAGGUGUUCCAAAGGGGAGGUGUGCGAAACACACGAGGACAUCACCGACAAUGGGAGCAUGUCCUUUGACAUGGGUUGUCUUUCACGACAGGCGUGUGAAGCGAUUGGUCACCACCUACCAUUCGGCCGCCGCCACGUGGUCAAACGCUACGAGUUGUGCCGGGGAUGUUGUGACAAGAGGGACAACUGCAACAGUGAGUUCUGUUCUAUGAAGAAAGGGAUAACCAACAUGACAGCUAUCGAUCACCUGGUCGUCACACCGUCUCAUCUAACAGCGCUUCUGGGGUCCAGAGUCAAAUACAUCUGCAAGUUCGACCCACAGACCAAUGAAACAAUGUCGAUGACCUGGACCUUCACGGACCUGUUUGGAAAUGUCACACACAUCUACACUCACGAUGUCCAACCUCCUGCACUCAAGUUCUAUGUGAAGUCUGUAGAAACCUCGGACAGCGGCACAUACACGUGCGAGGCCAGACUAGGAAGCUGGUCGUGGUCUGCGUCAGGAAACCUCACUGUAGUUGCCGCAUCUCUGGACAUCAUACAAGGUCCAAAGACACAAACUGUACAAGAAGGACGGAGAGUGACAUUCAGUUGCGUCGUCAGCGGCAACCCAACGCCGUCCACCACAUGGCAGUUUGUGAAUGGGACCACCACCAGCAACAUCAUCAACGGCGUAACGACGACUCCCACAGGCAGUCAGAUGGUCAUUGAUGCCGUCUCUAGGGGGGAUGCAGGCAUUUACAAGUGUCUGUCAAGUAAUAUAUUGGGUACAAAGGAAUCACUGGCUGUGCUGACAGUUGAAGACAUACCAACUAUCGUUCUUGCCCCUCAGGAUCAGCAGGUGCACCUCCAAGACGUGGUCGGACUGAAAUGUGAAGCUACGGGGACGCCUACUGCAACUGUACAUUGGAUCUUCUCCUCGUUGGAACAGCUUAGGAGUCUGAGCGAGUGA